CAUUGAUUCCGACUUUUCAUAGAAACAACAAACACAUUAUAGAUUAAAAAAUGGUGCUUCAUCAAAAUGUGAAUGUUGGGCAAAGGGUAGAGGUGAAAGUUCACAACAGAAUUUACAGAGGAACAGUCAAAUAUAAAGGUGCUAUUAUUCACAAACCAGGAGACUGGGUAGGAGUAUCAUUAGAAAAACCAGUUGAAGAUUAUUUGUUGACAGUUGGAGAUAAUGAUGGAAUGUUAAUGGGAAGAAGAUAUUUUCAGUGUAGCAAUGGACAUGGAGUUUUUGUCAGAGCCAAUUGUAUCAGAUUUAUUCCUCUGACUAGAUGGACCUACAACAAAUACCACAAAGUAGCAGACACAGCAGAGGUAGAUGAGCCAUUAUUUUAUUCAUCUCCAAAAGCAGCUGAUCCAACAAUGAUAUCAGAGGACAUGGAAAGGAGGAUGAAAACAGGUGCUUCAUUUGGUGAUAAUCCUUUCAGUAGAGCAAAGCGAUACCCUUUAACACAUUCAGUAGGGAAUCGUAUUCCAGCAGCAACAAUGACCAGAUCCAUGACUUCCUUGAGUUACACAACACGUCCAAUACAUGCUGAAUAUGACAUUGAAGAUGAUUUUAUAUCAUACCCCUCAAUACCCAGAACUCACAUGCCUUACUCUGCACUACGGAAUCAAGUAAAACGAGGCUGGGAAGGAGCACACUAUGUAAGAGAAAUGUCUGUAGGAACUGGAAGAGACUCAAUGAAAUUUAGUCAAUGGAAUGAUGUUUCACCAUAACUUUGUUUUAGUUUAUAUUCUAUUAUGGUGCACAGUAUUAUUUAAUUGAAAAUGAUAAAAUUUUAUUCAGCUCACUAAUGUUAUGCUGCAUGUAUUUGAUAGUAGACCUAGUCAGGAAAAAUUUAUUAAAACACGAUUGUUAAAAAAACCCAUUGAUUUUGCACAUUUUUUUUUUAAGAAAAAUAUUACUGAUAACAAAAAUGGGUUAUAUAAAUCAAAAUUGUGAGCAUAAGCUUCUUUUAUUUUUAUCAAUUUUAACUUUUUAAAAUUUGCUUGCAUUAUUUGAAUACUUUUAUGGAUAGUUUAGAUCAUGACUCUAAUUGAAUGGUCACGAUAAAUAAAAUUUAAUGGAUUCAUGGAUUUGUGUAGGUGUAUUCCAGGCAAAAAGGUUACCUGGAUAUAGUAAAUGUGACGAGAUUGCUCUUUUUCUAAAUCCUACCAGGCAUGCAAAAAAAUAACAAAUUUGAGAAACUGUUUUAUAGAAAUACUUUAAAAACUUAUGAAUUUUUCAUUUACAGAACCUCUUUUCCCCCAACUCAUUUUUUCUUAUAUUCACCUUAGUCAAUUGAGUAUUUCAAUUAUGAAAAAGAAACUAUAUAAUUGAGUUAUUGGAGUUCAAAGUACUUGAAAAGAACACAUACCAAUAAAAUAACAAUUUUGUCAACAUUGUUUUGAAUACUGGAGUCAACAUAUCUUAAAGAAUAUUAGGUUGUUGAGGCAGUUUUUAAAUUUUCACUGGGAGGUUGUGUGAAUUUUUCUUGUUACAAUAAUUGCACCUAAAUGAUUGCUGAAAUUCGGUUGGAUUUAAAAGAGGUUAGGAACAAAAUUCACCUAAAACCUUUUGUUUACAAAAAGACCAUAUGUAUUUGGCAAAUUAUAGAUAAAGGAAAGAACUUGCUUUGAAUGCAGAUUUCAUCCCAAAAUCUGUACAUUUAAACAUUUCAUUUUUUUUUUAUUGCUAUCCAUAAAACAGUCACCAGAGACUGGUGGAAAUCAUUCAUAUCCUUAGUUUUAACUGGUGAUUUUAUUUUUUUUAAAUUCACGAAAUUAAGAAACUGGUCAUAUUUUCAUAUGUAACUUAAAAUCAAACCACUUGUCUAUUUAUCUGAAUCAUAAAUAAAACAUCAUUUAUUUUAAACAAAAGUUUGCACCAAAAAAAAUCUCCAGGGGCAAUAUUUUUCUCGCAACGUGAGGUAACAAAUUGAAAAUUUCAACAUUGGCACCAACAGUGCAAUUCACUACUAUUACACUAAAUAAAUAUGCAUCAACGACAUUAAUAAAACUUGAUAAUUAAAAUCAUGAUUAUAAUUAGCGUGACAAAGUAUAGACCUGAGGGUUAUGAAAUAAUUCUUGAGAAAUCCCAAAAUUAAGUGCAAUUUUGAAUUUAUUUGGGUUUUGCAUACUGCAGAUGAAGAAUUAAAUGAGUUAGUAUAUUCGUGUAGCAUUUUACUCAUCAAUUUAGCACAAGAUAUUUAUGAAAUAAAAUAAUAGUUUUAUAUUAGUUAUCUUUGCUACUAAAUUUAGAGACUAGUAUUGAUAAGCAAAAACUCGUGUAUUUUUUUAUGAAUAGUAUGAGGUCACAUUAUUCAAGGCUCACAUUUUUAUAUGAUGAACUGGUUAAUGUCAAAUGAUUCAAGGCUCACAUUUUUAUUUGAACUGUUUAUGGUGACAUUAUUCAAGGCUCGCAUAUCUACAUGAACAGUUUCAGGUCACAUCAUUCAAAGCUCACGUUUUUAUAUGAACAGUUAGGUAACAUUUUUAUUAGCUCACCUGGCCCAUAGGGCCAAGUGAGCUUUUCUCAUCACUUGUCGUCCAUCGUCUGUUGUCCAUUGUCUUCUGUUAACUUUUACAAAAAUCUUCUUCUCUGAAACUACUGGGCCAAAUUUAACCAAACUAAGCCACAAUCAUCAUUGGGGUAUCUAGUUUCAUAAAUGUUUCAAGAUUAUAGGAGUUAUUGCCCCUAAAUGACAAAUUUUACCAUUUUUUUUUUCAUUUUUGCCUAUUAUCUUGAAAACUAUAAUAGAUAGAGAGAAACUUUCAAGUGCAAAAAUGAUCAGCAAGACAAGUUCUAAAAAAAAAAGUCUAAUGUUUUAAAUCGUCAGUCGACUCUUUAUUAAGAGUUAUUGCCCUUUGAUAUUUUUACCAAUUUUUUUUAAGUUUUUGCCUUAUAUCUUAAAAAUUAUAAUAGAUAGGUAGAAACUUAAAUAAGCAAAAAUGAUCAGCAAGACAAGAUCUACUAACAAGUCAAUUUUUGCCGAUAUAGUAAGUAGCAAUCACUCUUUAUUUGAGUGAUUGCUCUUAAAUUAGGAUUUUUUUUACCCUGUUUUGUGUUUUGAGCAAAAACUAAAGAAGAUAGAAAGUAACUAAGCAGUCUAAAUGAUCAGCAAUACGAGACCAAUAAAACAGAGAUAUUUGUCAUGAAUUCUGUUCUAGUCUACAAUGUUGGAGAAUGUCCUUUGUGGAAUAUGCUAAUAGACCAAUGUGAGCGACACAGACUCUUUAGAGCCUCUAGUUUUUAAUCCUGUUGUAUUUCAGUACAAUAUUUCUCUCAUUUAGUAUUCCUGACAAUUUUGUUAUGAUUUAUGUAUGAAAUACACACUCUACUUUAAAUUUCUGUGAUAUAAACCUUUAAUAUUAAGGUUGGAUACAUUAUGAAUGUCAUUAUUUCAUUAUUACUUAUGCUUAAAAAUAAAUAAAUAAAUACCCUUCAAUACAAAAGUUUGAAAUAUAUUGCAUGCUUGGUAUUGAUUAUAUACAGACGAACAUAUCCAAUUAUCCAUUUUAAUUUAAAUCUCAAUUUACAUACAUUUGUGACAUACAAACCUUGAAAAUGUGGAACUUUGUUAUUGUAAUCAUGUUAUUCUUUCAUAUGGCAUUUUCAUCACUGUAUAUUUUUUAUGGAGGAAGAGGGCGUGUACGUCUUUCAGUUUUGAAAAUAACUGAGUUUGCAAUAUUUGUUUUUUGUACUAAGGUGGCAGAAAUAAGAUAAAUAACAUUGCUGUGAUAAUUUGUUUUUGAUUUUUAUUGUUCGGUUUACUUUUCUAUCACUGUCAAGUACUGUUUUUAAUUGUUGAAGUUUUCUGUAUUUUUUUCUCUUUUUGACUAAGAAUUUAAAUUUGUAAAUUUUUGCCGAAGUUUUAUAUUUAUAUCAACUACUGUAAAUGAUUUUUGGAUGAAUUGCACGUUUUGUAUAAGAUCUGUUUAUGUGAGUUUUACAUGUUAUCUUGUUAAUCUUAUACCCUGAUUUGAAUAAGAUUAGUGUUUACCAGCACAAGCUCCACAAGUAAUUUUUUUGUUCUACCUCAAUCAGCAGUGGUGUAUCCAGAAAUUUUCAUAAGGGGAGCCCACUGACUGCCUAAGAGGGGACCUGCUCCAGUCAUGCUUCAGUGAUUCCCUAAAUAAUCAACCAAUUUUUCCCACAAAAGGGGGGCCUGGGCCCCCUUAAAUCUGCCUCUGAUCAGAUCAAAGCUUAUCUCCUUGAAUCAACUGAUGGAAUGCCUUUGUGUCAACAUCAUUCAAGAAGGACACUUUGACAUAAAGAGACAGAAUCAAAAAGAAACAAGAAAGGCUAUUAUCAGUUGCUGGAAAAUUUUAAACAAGAUUAAAAUGGCAAAGGAGAUAAUUUAUUCAAAAGCUUGGGUAUAUGACUUAUAAAAGCAUGUUGUUAUAACCCCACUUGCCAAGUGUGUUGUAUACUGGAAUUACCUGGUCAGUAUGUCUGUUUGUCCGUCAGUAAUAAUCGUAACAAUUUUUUCAGCUUCUGUAUUAAGGAAUGAUUCAACAAUAAGUCUCGAACUUCUUGUUCAAUGAUACUUUUAACUUUAUAUUAUACCCAUUGAGAAUGGAGUUUUUGUCCAUGCCUAAAUAAGAGUUUGGAUGUAAUAUGCAUGGCAUAAUCAUGGUUAUGUACAAGUUGUUUUUUUUUUUUUUUACUUUUAUCAAUGUUAACAGAAUUUGAAGAACAUUUUACUAAAUAUUUAUGAUCGUUAGAACUUUUUAUAGAAAUGUUUAUUUUAUACUUAUCUUGUAUUUUAGAACACUUGCUUCAAUUAUCACUUAUUUAUGAUUAGGAAAUAGUAUACAUUGAUACUGUAGUCAUUGUUAUAUAUUCUACUGAUGUUAUUUAUUUGUUUAUAAUAUUGCAUGUUUAAAUGUUCAGAAAAAAUAAACAGUGUUUAUGUUUAAA
Molecule: messenger RNA, 4953 nt
Organism: Mytilus californianus (California mussel)
Lineage: Eukaryota; Metazoa; Mollusca; Bivalvia; Mytilida; Mytilidae
Product: CAP-Gly domain-containing linker protein 2-like
Exons: 7
Coding region: 51-767 (238 amino acids)
Biological process (GO): cytoplasmic microtubule organization
Cellular component (GO): microtubule plus-end; cytoplasm; nucleus
Molecular function (GO): microtubule plus-end binding
Source: RefSeq, a predicted model, not a curated record